Ctenopharyngodon idella (grass carp) is the source of this 2045-nucleotide messenger RNA. It is a transcript of the gene ywhaqa, whose product is annotated as tyrosine 3-monooxygenase/tryptophan 5-monooxygenase activation protein, theta polypeptide a. NCBI's taxonomy places the organism in Eukaryota, Metazoa, Chordata, Actinopteri, Cypriniformes, Xenocyprididae. The record is from RefSeq and is a predicted model, not a curated record. Gene Ontology annotation, cellular component: cytoplasm. The coding region runs from base 279 to 1016 and encodes 245 amino acids. Gene Ontology annotation, biological process: signal transduction. The transcript is spliced from 6 exons.
AAGACCUGAUUGGACUUGCGCUCUAAAAGCCACGCCCCCUUUUCAGGUUCGGUUGAGGCGAAGGCGAAUCUUUUCUCCCUCCAACCCAAAGCGGAUAUAGCUUUCGCGGAGUAGCUGAUUGGUACCGUUCUUCAAGGUGCUCCUGGAUUACUUCACCCUUACUGCUUCGGCCAGCCAGCUUCUCCUUUCCCCCUAUACACACUGUUUUUCUCUCCCUCCCCUCUUUGCUGGACUCGCCAUUUCCCGGAGUUUAAACGGCCGCAUCGUGCGAUUAAAUCAUGGAUAAGACGGAGCUGAUUCAGAAAGCCAAGCUGGCGGAGCAGGCGGAGCGCUAUGAUGACAUGGCCGCGUGCAUGAAGCAGGUGACGGAGCAGGGAGCCGAACUCACCAACGAGGAGAGGAACCUGCUCUCCGUCGCCUACAAGAACGUCGUCGGGGCUCGGAGGUCGGCCUGGAGAGUUAUCUCCAGUAUUGAACAGAAAACCGAGGGCAACGACAAGAAGCUUCAGAUGGUGAAGGAGUACAGGGAGAAGGUGGAGGCCGAAUUACGCGAUAUUUGCAACGAGGUGUUGGGACUGCUGGGCAAAUAUUUGAUCGAGAACUCAACAAAUGCUGAGAGCAAAGUCUUCUAUUUAAAGAUGAAGGGUGACUACUACAGAUAUCUUGCAGAGGUUGCCUCUGGAGAUGCCAGGAAGGAAACGAUAACCAACUCUCAAGGCGCCUACCAGGAUGCAUUUGACAUCAGUAAGAAGGAGAUGCAGCCCACACACCCCAUUCGUCUGGGACUGGCUCUCAACUUCUCUGUCUUCUACUAUGAGAUCCUCAACUCUCCUGAGCAGGCCUGCGCUCUGGCCAAACAAGCCUUUGAUGAAGCCAUUGCAGAGCUGGAUACACUGAACGAAGACUCGUACAAAGACAGCACACUUAUCAUGCAGCUGCUUAGAGACAACCUCACAUUAUGGACCUCUGACAACGCUGCAGAUGAGGGUGAAGGAGGAGACGGAGGAGAGAACUAAACGGCCACAUCUUCUCUCCACAGAUUAAAGAAAAAGAAUCCUGGAAAAAGACAACUUUUUACACUUCUUCAUUCCUUAUUGUUUCACUUAUGAUUAUUCUAGCCAUGUAAAAGCCCAUGAUCAUUACCAAUGAGCUGUGAGUGUGGGAAUUCCAAUCAGUCUGUUGUUUUUUUUUCUCUCUCUCUCUCCAGUUUCCACCACCUGGCUUGUGGUUGUAAUGAAAGUAAAUAUUAAGUUAAAGUAACAUCUCCAUUCCUCAGUUUUGUGUUUUUGUCCUUUUGGCCUUCUUUAUGUGCAGUGUCUGCUGUAGAAAAGUAUUAGCCUCACAUAAAAUCAAUUGUCCUUUAAUUGUGACAGCAACUAGUGUGUAUAUUCUGGUAAACUGAAAUAUUGGAAGUGUCGGUCACAAAAUGCAGAGCGUUUUGCCUCAAGCAUGGCUAGUUCCUGUCCUGCUAUAUCACCUUCCAUUAUACAUCUUUCUAGGGAAAUCAACAUACACUUGAAUGAGAUAAAUGUCUUGUUGACUGUCAUAGUGUUGGCUUAAAAUGAGCCUGUGCUUUAGUAUUGAUAGCAAGAUGGCUGUUUUCUGGUGUACCAAGUCAGCUAGCAUUGCUCAGCCAAGUAUGCACUUUUCAUAGACCAUUUGAAUCAUGUCUUCAUCUUGAAGGUCACGAAACACUCCUGCCUGGUUAUGGUUUUCACUUUAAUGUGUUACCUUGCGAUGGCUUGUGAUGAUUAAAAAAAAAAAAAAAAGAUGAAAAAAUAUCAUGCAUGCCCAUUUUUCAAUAUACACUGGAAUGGGAACCAAUACUACAUACAUGUUCCACAGUUUGGUUAAGUACUUUUCAUUGCAGGUUUAUGCACAUGUUGAGAGGAUGUUUGAUUUGUCAAGUGAUGUCAAUAGUUAUUUGGACCACUGUUGUGUUUUUGCUAAUCAUUGACUGUAGUCCCCCAAAGCCUUGUGAAAAUGUACAAGCCCUACAUAACAGCUAUGUAACCUGAAUUAAAAUGACCAUUUUAUAAACCAUA